Molecule: messenger RNA, 1521 nt
Organism: Triticum urartu
Lineage: Eukaryota; Viridiplantae; Streptophyta; Magnoliopsida; Poales; Poaceae
Product: putative transcription factor At5g28040
Biological process (GO): regulation of DNA-templated transcription
Cellular component (GO): nucleus
Source: RefSeq, a predicted model, not a curated record
AAACACGGGGUGCGAUGACUAACCAGGGCCGCUAGCCCAAACCCCCCUCGAGCCCAAUGCAGCGAAAACCCCAACCCUAAUACCGACUCGAACCGAUCCCCAUCUCCGAUCCGAUCCGAUGCUUCCCAUGGUCGACGACCCCUCCGCCGCCGGCGCCGCUGCGUCCUCCUCCUUCCCUGACGCCGACGCCUAUGGCAACGGGGACUCUGAAGACAUCGAGUUCCCAGUCGAUCCAAUUCCCAAUCCUCCCUUCUCCUCCUCUGCUCCCGUCGCCGCCCCCGCCUCUGCCACGGCCACGGUCGGGGAGCGGCGGCCCCUGUUCCAGCGGCUAUGGACGGAGGAGGAUGAGAUCGUGAUCCUACGCGCGUUCGCCGAGUUUACGGCGCAGCGGGGCACGGCGUUCGCGUCCCACCAGUACGACACGGAACCCUUCUACGAGGAGAUGCGCCGACGCCUCCAGCUCGAUUUCUCCAAGAGCCAGCUCGCCGAGAAGCUUCGCCGCCUUAAGCGCAAGUACCGCAACUGCGUCGAGCGCCUCCGUUGCUCCGGCAACACGUUCUCCUUCCGCUCCCCUCACGAGCAGGCCGUCUUCGAGAUCGCUCGCAACAUCUGGCGCCCCUCCUCCGACAAGCACGGCCGCGACCCCAACGCCGCUGACUCUGAAGACGACGCCACAAUCACCGCCACGAAUGCUGCAGCCAACGGAGACGCCAAGUCCCCGUCCUCCUCAAAGGCGCAUCGCCGUGGCCGCCGCAGGCGUACGGCUGACUUGGCUGCCGAUGCGUCCGAGGGGCCUCAGCCGUACAUAUCGGGGCCCAUGCCUGUCAAGACGGAGGACUCGCUGCCGGCAUUCUUUCCUCAGGUCUCCAUGGACGGUGCUGAGCCUGUUGUGGCGCCAGUGGUGAACACGGAGAGCAGCGUCCUGACGCCUCUGUUCAAGGAAAUGGUCCGUGCCAUGCUAGGCAUCGGCGGCUGCCCGUCGCCGCUGGGCCUGGGAGCGAAGGUGCGGGAGCAACCGUCUGCAGUUCUCGGGAUACCCAUGGAGGGAGAGAAGUGGAGGCAACAGAGGAUUCUGGAGCUGGAGGUGUACCUGCGGCGGAUCGACCUGCUGCAGGACGAGGUGAAGUCGGCACUGGAGGAGCUAAAAUCCACGCCGCCAACAUGAUGAUUGUGGCCGCUAUUCAGCUUCGCCAUUCCUUGGUUCAAUUGUCAUUAGUCCCAGGUACCGUCCAUAAAAAAAUGUUUUAAACCUGUUUGAAACGCAGGAACUUCGUAGGAAUUGCCCUUGUCCAGGAUAUAUAUAUAUAUAUAUAUAUAUAUAUAUAUAUAUAUAUAUAUAUAAAUAUAUAUAUCAAAUUUGCAGCGCGACGCUGCCUUAGCAGUUGUGUUAGGCUCGAGCAUUAGAGUUAAUUUACGUGGUUCAGGUUGUUAAUUUAUGUGGUUCUGACUGUCGGUCAGCUGUUUUUCUCGUGUUACUGUUUUUUAUAUAUGUGAUCAUGAAUAAGCAUGGAGUUUUCCAAA